UUGAAAGGGCGCGUUUGGAAGAUAGAAGAAGCUGAUGAUUUAUUGCAAAGGCUUAAUCUUACAAACAAAGCACACGUUUAUGGUCAAUAUUUGUCAGGUGGUCAAAAGCGCAAACUGUCGUUAGCAAUCGCUUUAAUUGGCGGCUCAGAGCUGGUGAUGUUAGACGAGCCGACAUCUGGAAUGGAUCCGGAUGCCCGACAUGAAACAUGGACAUUACUGCAGAAUGAGAAGAAAUUGCGGACAAUAUUGCUCUCUACACAUUACAUGGAUGAAGCAGAUAUUUUAGGCGAUCGAAUAACAAUAAUGGCCUAUGGCAGGCUGGAAUGCAGUGGAAGCGGACUAUUUCUAAAAAAGAAAUUCGGUGCUGGAUACCAUUUGACAGUGCUGUUCCGGAAGAAAAAUGAAAUAAAGGAAUUCGAAGAAAAUGUGACGCAUACCCUGGCCCUACUGCAGCGUUACUGUUCAAACGCAUAUAUACAAUCUUCGAAUGGUUUUGAAGUCAGCUUUUUACUCUCUGCUGAAGAUCGCCAUAAGUAA
Gongylonema pulchrum is the source of this 537-nucleotide messenger RNA. Lineage: Eukaryota; Metazoa; Nematoda; Chromadorea; Rhabditida; Gongylonematidae. The record is from the annotation of a GenBank genome assembly.